Messenger RNA from Clunio marinus, 438 nucleotides. The record is from the annotation of a GenBank genome assembly. NCBI's taxonomy places the organism in Eukaryota, Metazoa, Arthropoda, Insecta, Diptera, Chironomidae.
AUGCAAUCGCUAUUUCGUCACAACCUCGGGCACAUGACAUCAUCCACGGUGAUGUCAAAAUUCAGAUGUAAAAAAGACAUGUUUGCGGAUAAAUUGCAGGGAUUACCGAAUGGUUGUUGUUUUGGUAUGCGGAGAAAUGAAAAAGAAGUUCUUAUGUUUCUCAGAAGAUUUCUUCACCCUAGAAGUAACAUUUACAAUUCAUUCACCGAACAAGACGAGAUAUCUCAGUGCAAACUUCAAACUAAUUAUCUUCAUAUGCAUCUUCAUGUUGAUUAUGAUAAUAAACAAAAGACGCUUCCUGGUGUUCGAGGAUCAAUAAAUUUCAUAUACAUUCAAAUUGAACUCAUCAAUUCACCUAAAAUCUUCUUAGACAUUCUUUUCAAUUUACAUUACGUAAACAAAUCAACACAAAGCGAUGGAAUCAAGAAUAGUUUAUGA